ACUCAUUGAUAAACAUUGCAUUUAUAUAGAUAAAUUUAUAAGAUACGUUCUACGCACCUCUUCUCUUGCAGGAUCCUUAUUUAUUGUACAAAGCCAGUAUGCACCGCCUAGUAGAAGCGGUCCGCAUCCACCCCAUAGGGGAAGGAGACCUCCACCGCCGACAAAUAUGAGACCUCCACGAACCCCGGGACCGCCUAAUAGACCUCCUAUGAGUAGACGUAUGCUGCCCCCACCACCAGGCAGGCCAAUGCGACCACAAAGAAACAGGGCGAUGCCACCUCCGCCACCAAGGACAUGGAGAAGACCUCCCCCUCCUCCCUCUCGUUUCGCGGCGCCACCCCCGCCUCCCGUUAGGAGCUGUAUCUGGAGUCCUGUAUGCGGGUCUGACAGAAACAGUUAUGACAGCACGUGUCAAAUGCCACCGAUGGUAACGAAGGCUUGUGCGGGUUACUGCCCUUGUUUCGCCGCGCCCAACCCACCCUCACCCCCACCUCCAUGUGGAUGUGGCCCUACGUAUGCGCCCGUAUGUGGUACGGACGAACACACAUACGAUAAUUACUGUAAACUCAGAUGUGCGAACCAAUUUGAGAAGUGCCGCGGACCGUGCCCCUGCCCCACACCCCCACCCACUACUCGUGCCCCCAUGACCACACCUCCACCCAAAACGCCCGCUCCAUGUACAUGCGAAAACCAGCCGUAUAGCCCCGUUUGUGGCAAGGACAGCAAAGUAUACUACAACGACUGCGAAAGGCAUUGCGCAAAUGUAGAGCUGAACUGUGCCGGAAUGUGUCCUUGUGAUCGUGAGAAAGUGGAGGUUGAGACUAGUCAGAGAAGGGUCACGACGCCCCCCACCACACUACCGCCACCUACACAGGACCCAUUCUUCUCCCUUUUCAUGCCCUUUCAGCCCUUCCCGCCCGCCCCUCCCGCUCCGCCCGUGGCGGAGUCGAAUUCGUGCUCGCACUGCUGGUUGGACAACGACGCAGUUUGCGGCGGAGACGGGCGCACGUACUUCAACUAUUGUUUUGCCCGUUGCAAUGAUGCUGAAGUCAAGUGUUACUCGGAGUGUCCUUGCUGACCGUAAACGUCGAACGUUUGGAGUUGAUGGUCAAUCAGCUGUCUGGAACGAACCAGAAAGGUGUUUCCGGGAUAGUAAUGUCCCAUCACACGUGUACCCGUAUUUCAUGCACGUCACUCGUGUUGUUAAGGUUACUGUCGUAUCGAGCAUGCCAUGUAUUGUUUCGAGGCAUUUCGGUUGUGUUUUCAUCGUGUAUAUUGACCAUAUUAAAACGACAUCAAUAAU
Mizuhopecten yessoensis (Yesso scallop) is the source of this 1303-nucleotide messenger RNA. RefSeq names its product serine protease inhibitor dipetalogastin-like. The record is from RefSeq and is a predicted model, not a curated record. NCBI's taxonomy places the organism in Eukaryota, Metazoa, Mollusca, Bivalvia, Pectinida, Pectinidae. Gene Ontology annotation, molecular function: protein binding. The coding region runs from base 167 to 1078 and encodes 303 amino acids. The transcript is spliced from 5 exons.